Messenger RNA from Penicillium chermesinum, 1290 nucleotides. Its product is annotated as MCT family MFS transporter. Gene Ontology annotation, molecular function: transmembrane transporter activity. The coding region runs from base 1 to 1290 and encodes 429 amino acids. Lineage: Eukaryota; Fungi; Ascomycota; Eurotiomycetes; Eurotiales; Aspergillaceae. The record is from RefSeq and is a predicted model, not a curated record. The transcript has 2 exons. Gene Ontology annotation, biological process: transmembrane transport. Gene Ontology annotation, cellular component: fungal-type vacuole membrane.
AUGGCGACCGAUCUAGAAGUAGAAAAGGUCCCCACGGGGUCGCCCGUCGCCAAAGAUGGAGAGAGCACCGAUUCACCCAUCUCAGAGGAAACCACCUAUGACACUGGCCUAAUUGCUUGGCUGCAAGUUGUGGGCUCCUUCUUCCUCUUCUUCAAUUCAUGGGGGGUCAUCAAUACCUGGGGCGCAUAUCAGACAUACUAUGAAUCCGAUCUACUAGCUGGUACAUCUUCAUCCACUAUUGCUUGGAUCGGUUCCCUCCAGUCAUUUCUCCUCAUGCUGAUAGGAGUCGUCACUGGUCCACUCUUCGAUGCUGGCCAUUUCCAUGCCUUGGUUGGGUCCGCAUUGUUUAUGCUACCUUUUGGUCUGAUGAUGACUAGUCUAGCUUCAGAAUAUUGGCAGUUGAUUCUUGCGCAAGGUAUCUGCGUUGGACUGGGCGCUGGUUGUCUCUUCGUGCCCUCUGUGGCUCUUCUGCCCCAGUAUUUCAAAGAGAAGAGAGGACUGGCUAAUGGAAUCGCUGCUAGCGGUAGUAGCAUUGGAGGUGUGGUCUACCCAAUUCUCUUCGACCAAGUACAGAAGAAAACCGGAUUUGCAUGGGCGACUCGCGCAAUUGGUUUCCUCGUCUUCGGCACUAUUUCGAUCUCCUUCGUCCUCAUGCGCAUUCGAUUUCCCCCAAAAGAGAAGCGCAAGCUUUACCAACUGUCCGCCUUCAAAGAGCCCGCCUACACCUUGUUCUGUAUCGCAAUGUUCUUGGGGUUCUUGGGGUUCUAUAACUUCCUCUUCUACGUGCAAUCGUUUGCCAUUGAUACUGGUAUUGUGGACGCACAACUGGGCUUCUAUCUUCUCUCCAUGCUCAACGCUGCCUCGACAUUCGGCCGAAUUGGACCCAACUUCAUCGCCGAUCACACCGGCCCGCUCAACAUGCUCACCCCGGCCGUCACAAUCACUGCGAUCCUCGCUUUCUCAUGGAUCAGUGUCCACACCGUACCUGGGAUUAUCAUCCUGGCUGUGUUCUACGGUUUCUUCUCAGGAGGGUUCGUUUCACUUCCCCCCGUGGUCAUGGCUUACAUGACUCCGGACGUUCGUGAUCUUGGCACUCGACUGGGCCAGAUGUUUGCAAUUGUCUCAUUCGGGUUGUUGAUCGGCACUCCCAUCGGAGGAGCUAUAUUAAACAGCACAGGCGGCUUCCUUGGCGUCCAGCUCUUUACAGCCUGCUGCUUGAUCAGUGCUGCGAGCAUCAUGGCUGCCAUGAGAUUCGUGCGAUCUGGCUGGCAGCUGAUUGCGAAGGUUUGA